AGUUCUUCCUCCUCUAGCUUGAGUGGCUAAGGAUGGCAGAAGCACCACCAUGGUCCAGCCGGUUUUUCUGUCAUAGAUGUUCAGCAGAGAUUAGACCAAGGCUUCCCGAAUAUACAUGUCCAAGAUGUGAUUCUGGGUUUAUUGAGGAACUGUUGGAAGACAGAAGUGCUGACUAUGGCUCCAUGCCUACCAUCUCCAGUGGACCCUCGAACCAACAACCAUUUGAGCACACUGCAGACCCACACUGGUAUGCAUUCCCCACGGGCUAUGUGCCAUUUACACUGGGUGUUUUUGAUGACACUUUUGACGUUGGGGCCACACUGGGAGCAGAAGACAACCAAGAAGCUGAAAACCGCCGGGAGAGGGACCUGGCGUCGCGACAGCGAUACAGUGCCAGGCAAUUGAGAAGUCGUCACAGUUCAAGACAAGUCGGACGACAUGAGGGAGUUCCCACCUUGGAGGGAAUCAUACAGCAGGUAAUGAAUGGAAUAAUUGCCCCCACUGCAAUGCCAAAUAUUGGUGUUGGACCUUGGGGUGUUCUUCACUCAAAUCCUAUGGACUAUGCUUGGGGGGCUAACGGACUAGAUGCUAUUAUAACGCAGUUACUGAACCAGUUUGAGAACACGGGACCUCCACCUGCUGACAGGGAUAAAAUAAAAAGUCUUCCAACAGUACAAAUUACGGACGAUCAUGUUGCUUCAGGACUGGAAUGCCCAGUGUGUAAAGAAGAUUAUAUUGUUGGAGAAAAUGUGCGGCAGCUCCCAUGCAAUCACAUGUUCCACAAUGAGUGUAUAGUCCCCUGGUUGGAACAGCAUGACACCUGUCCAGUGUGCAGGAAAAGCUUGAGUGGACAAAACACAGCAACGAAUCCUCCAGAACUAUCAGGGAUGAACUUUACCUCUUCUCCCUCCUCAUCCUCUUCCUCUUCUUCCUCCUCUUCUACACCCCAGCCCUGAACUUCGACCAGCAAUGAGAACGCCACUGAUAACUCAUAGAACAUUUAUCCUUUUGAGAGAAUUUUUUUUUUGACUUUUGACUUUUGCACUUCAGAGCUGAGACCUCCAUUCUCUGGCUGCCUUAUGGCAGUAGUCUCAAUCCACCUAUCCAGGAGCACUCACGACUGAAUUUUGUUUUUCCCACCUUCAUUGGGAAUGUGAGCAAAGGAAGGGCUGAGGCCUGAAGUGCAGUUUCCUUCGAGAACGAUAUGGAGAAGCGUUAAAACUUCAAGCAACUUCAUCUUCUUGGAAUUUGAUGUUGCCACUUAAAUUUGAUUAACUUCAUGAUUAUGUACAAUGUGCUGAAAAUAAAGUUUUGUGGGUGCUAAUAUUCUCAUGCAAGUCAUUUUCAUUUUAAUUUCCUCUUAAAGGUGAACAGUUACAGACUGUAAUAGGACUGGACUGAAAGACUGCCCAUGGUGACCUACUGCGAUCAUCGGUGGAAAAACCAUUGAAACAAAGUCUUUUUUUGUUACAUUUGAUCCAUGCUUAAAUAUGAAUUGAAAGCGAAGAAUUAAAAAUCCAGUACAAUGCCACUUCUGUGAUUAUAAAUGCAGUAGUAUAUUGAAACUGUUAAAACACACAGAUGACUAUUGGGUUGUCUGUGCUUUCUGGUCUAAAUUAUUGUAUUCCUUUCAUCAAGUCAGGCAGGUCAUUGCAACUACCAAGCAGCAACUACAGAACAAUGACCCCAUUAGCAAGUACCUUUGGAUGUUUUCCAUGCAUAAUACAGGUUUUGAGACCAUUUUGUACUUUCAAAGUAAAGCCAAGUCCAAAGGCAUGCCUAUAAUAAACAGUCUGUGUUGAAUCCUUAACCGGUGCGCUUGCCUGCAAAAUGUUAUCAAUAAGCCAAUAAAUUCUGCUUCCUUCUUUUGUUUAGCCAUAUGGGUGUAUUUCCUCCACAUUGUUCUGUUCUCCUCAGGGGUUUGUGUUCAAAGUCCUUUAAUCCAAAAGUAUUGUUAGGACACAAUUCUGGCUUGGCUGAACACCUCUGACUUAAGGCCAUGGGUAUGACUCCACAAUAUGUUGAUUCAUGUUCAAUUUUGUCUUUGCAUUGUGGAUGAUGUUGCAAGUGGUUAUGCCUUUUGACUGCAUACUUUGAAGCUUGAGAUUUUUAAGGAUGUUGCUUCAAGCUUUAUAGUUUCUUAUAGCUUGUGCUAAGGUAUAGCACUGAUAUACCAUUCAAUUAUUCUUUGUUACAAUUCAAAAGUUCUCAUUUGGGAAAAUGGUCAGUGGAAAAUUUUAGAGUACAAACAGUUAUGAUGAAAGCAGCAUUUAGUUUUAGAAAAGCAAAAUUUGACAACCUAGCAUACUACAUUGGAAUGCUAAUCUUUAAUAAAGAUAAUUUCUGUUCUGUAGUUGCUGGGUCCUAAAUCUAAUUCCUACUUAAAAUUUUUAGGUGAGACAACUUUUCUGAGAUAUGUUUAUAUGAAGUGAUUUCAUGUGAUUGUCCUUAAAUGCUAAAUAUAGGACCGUUGUUGCAGGUAUUAAAAUAAUUAAAAUGAUUUUGGUAAUUGGUGUUGAUGCACACAUUUCCUUACAGUGUCUUGUCUGUUAACAUGGUGAACAAACUUGUCAACCAGAAUGUGCAAUAAUGUGUCUUUUUAUUUCAAAUGUUUCACCCGAGCAGCAUGUAGUUCUCCGCUUGUGUUCAUUUUCCCUGUGAUCGUCUUUCGACCUGCCCACAAUGUGCUCUGCAUUCGCCCAUAUUCAAAUUAGAAAUGCUCAAGCCCCUUUACUAUUUUUAUGUUGGGAAAAGUGAUAUGUCAUGAUAAAUAUCCUAGUUACUGGA
This is a messenger RNA of Salarias fasciatus (jewelled blenny), 2787 nucleotides long. It is a transcript of the gene rnf126, whose product is annotated as ring finger protein 126. The transcript is spliced from 9 exons. Gene Ontology annotation, molecular function: ubiquitin protein ligase activity. The coding region runs from base 33 to 956 and encodes 307 amino acids. Gene Ontology annotation, biological process: protein ubiquitination. Gene Ontology annotation, cellular component: cytoplasm. NCBI's taxonomy places the organism in Eukaryota, Metazoa, Chordata, Actinopteri, Blenniiformes, Blenniidae. The record is from RefSeq and is a predicted model, not a curated record.